This is a messenger RNA of Fragaria vesca subsp. vesca, 1359 nucleotides long. RefSeq lists its product as uncharacterized. Bases 1 to 1359 code for a protein of 452 amino acids. The record is from RefSeq and is a predicted model, not a curated record. Lineage: Eukaryota; Viridiplantae; Streptophyta; Magnoliopsida; Rosales; Rosaceae. Gene Ontology annotation, molecular function: glycosyltransferase activity. The transcript is spliced from 3 exons.
AUGGCGAAAGAGUCGAAUACUGUGAUACUUGGUGCAAGUUCAAUCAUUAUUUGCCUUCUUGCAACUGGUUUGCUUUAUGCUGCAUUGACCAUAAACCCCUUUGAGACAUGGAGGCACGAGCUAUCAAAUUCGGAUGGUAAAAGCGUUGAAGGGAAAGAAUCUCUGAGACUUCUCUUUAGAAGACUAGUAAGAGGAGAAGAUCGAUUUCAGCUCCAUAGCAGCGGGUUAUCUUGCCACUCUGAUCUUCACUUUGAACAGUGUUUGGCUAGGAAACCAGUCAUUAUUGACAAGAAUGCAUCAACAGUAUAUAUACCUUCCGAUAAUGAAGCCAAUUCUGAAUACAAGAUUAAGCCAUAUGCAAGAAAAGAGGAUGAGACUGCAAUGAAGGUUGUCACACCUGUAAGAAUAGUACAUGGUAACAUUACUCCACCAGCCUGUGAUUUUAUCCAUAGAGUUCCAGCACUGAUCUUCUCCUCAGGUGGUUUCACAGGAAACCUAUUUCAUGAGUUUAAUGAGAUCAUCAUCCCCUUGUUCCUCACCUGCCACCACUUUCGAUCCCGCAUCCAAUUUGUCGUAACUGACUUUAAACCUUGGUGGGUGAAAAAGUACAGUCGAGUUCUAUCCCAUUUGUCCAGCCAUGCUGUUAUAAAUCCGGUUGAGAAUGGUAGUGUUCACUGCUUUCCUGGAGCUAUCAUGGGGCUGAGAUAUCAUGACAACUUAGCUCUAAAUUAUACAGAAAUUCCAGAAGGAUACUCCAUGCUUGAUUUCAAACAAUUCCUUAGAGAGUCAUAUAUGCUGAAAAUAAAGCAUGUCUCGGAGAUGAAAAGGCAAAGGCCAGGGCUACUACUCCUAUCUCGUCGCGAAACAAGGAAGUUUCUGAAUGAAGAGAAAAUGAUAGAAAUGAUGGAAGCAUUAGGCUUUCAAGUCAUUGCUGCAAUGCCCAAUCAGACGUCAAAUUUGGACACAUUUUCCGGCUUGGUGAACUCGUGCAGUAUCAUUGUUGGAGCUCAUGGUGCUGGCCUUACAAAUGCAGUGUUCUUGCCAACCAAGGCAGUGAUAGUGCAAGUGGUACCUCUGGGGUUAGAUUGGCCUUCAACUGCCUACUAUGGUGAAACAGUAGGUGGAAUGGGGUUGGAAUACUUGGAGUACAAGAUUAAAGCAGAGGAAAGUUCACUCAUUGAUAUCUAUGGUCCGGAUCACCCAGUCAUUACUGAUCCCCAGUCUGUAUUCGUGAAGGGCUAUGAGGCUGCCAGGGCUGUUUAUGUUGAUGGCCAGAAUCUGAAGAUUAACUUGGUCAGGUUCAGGAAAACCCUUGUUGAAGCCAUGAAACUUCUUGGACACUCUACUCCUGAAAAUUAA